Pseudopipra pipra is the source of this 2643-nucleotide messenger RNA. Its product is annotated as fibrillin-2-like. The transcript is spliced from 21 exons. Bases 1 to 2643 code for a protein of 880 amino acids. Gene Ontology annotation, molecular function: calcium ion binding. The record is from RefSeq and is a predicted model, not a curated record. NCBI's taxonomy places the organism in Eukaryota, Metazoa, Chordata, Aves, Passeriformes, Pipridae.
AUGGGGGUUUUGUGGCUGGCCAGGCUGGUGCUGGGAUGUACGGCGGUGGCGUGCGUGGGGCACGCCCGGGCGCAGUACGAGGGGGACCUGCAGACGGACAGAUUCGCCGGCUACGAGGAGAGGCCGCCCAGCAGGGUGAGGAGGAGAGGCCAGGACUCCUUACGAGGGCCCAACGUCUGCGGCUCCAGGUUCCAUUCCUACUGCUGUCCCGGCUGGAAAACGCUGCCCGGAGGGAACCAGUGCAUUGUCCCAAUCUGCAGGAAUUCUUGCGGCGACGGGUUUUGUUCGCGGCCGAACAUGUGCACGUGCUCCAACGGACAACUUUCUCCCAACUGUGGCUCAGCUGGAGUCCAAACGUGCAACGUGAGGUGCAUGAACGGGGGGAGCUGCUCCGAGGAGUCGUGUCUGUGCCAGAAGGGAUACACCGGCACCUACUGCGGGCAGCCUGUCUGUGAGAACGGCUGCCAGAACGGCGGGAGGUGCAUCGGGCCCAACCGCUGCGCCUGCGUCUACGGAUUCACCGGCCCCCAGUGCGAGAGAGAUUAUCGGACCGGGCCGUGCUUCAGCCAAGUGAACAACCAGAUGUGCCAGGGCCAGCUCAGUGGCAUCGUCUGCACCAAGACCAUGUGUUGUGCCACCAUCGGCCGGGCCUGGGGACACCCCUGUGAGAUGUGCCCUGCCCAGCCCCAUCCCUGCCGCCGGGGCUUCAUCCCAAAUAUCCGCACCGGGGCCUGCCAAGAUGUGGACGAGUGCCAAGCCAUCCCUGGCCUCUGCCAAGGUGGGAAUUGCAUCAACACUGUGGGUUCCUACGAGUGCAAGUGCCCUGCAGGACACAAGCAGAGCGAGACCAGCCACAGGUGUGAAGACGUGGACGAGUGCGGGGCCAUCUCCGGCGCGUGCGACGGCGGCGAGUGCACCAACACCGCGGGCAGCUACGUCUGCACCUGCCCCCGGGGCUUCAUGACCAGCCCCGACGGAUCCCGCUGCAUCGCAGCAGAGGAGGAGGAGGAGGAGGAGGAGGAGGAGGAGGAGGAGGGCAGGACAGGACAAGCUGUUCUCCCACCUCCAGCGUACCAGCGCAUCGGGACGUGUUUCUCGGCGCUCAUCGGGGGCCGCUGUGCCGGGGACCUGCCGGGCCAGUACACCAGGAUGCAGUGCUGCUGCGACUCGGGGCGCUGCUGGGCCAUCGGCCAGACCCCCGAGAUGUGCCCUGUGAGGGGCUCUGACGAGUACCGCAGGCUCUGCAUCGAGGGACUCCCGGUCGUGCCAGGCUUCCCUGGGAACUUUCCAGGAAUCCCUGGAUUCGGGCCCAACGGCGUCGGGCCGGGACUCAACGGGCCCGGAGGCAUCGGACCAAACGGGGCGAACGGACAAGGCGGGAUCCCAGGGCUGCCUGGAAUGGGCCCAGGAAGCUCGAGCAUUGGAACUGCCACGUUGAACCAGACCAUUGACAUCUGCAAGCACUUCACCAACCUGUGCCUGAACGGGCGCUGCAUCCCCACCCCGUCCAGCUACCGCUGCGAGUGCAACAUGGGCUACAAGCAGGACGUGCGUGGGGAGUGCAUUGAUGUGGACGAGUGCUCCAGCAGCCCCUGCGUGCACGGCGACUGCGUCAACACCCCGGGCUCCUACCACUGCAAGUGCCACGAGGGCUUCCAGAGCACCCCCACCAAGCAGGCCUGCAUUGACAUCGAUGAGUGCAUCAUGAACGGGGUGAUGUGCAGGAACGGCCGCUGCGUCAACACCGACGGCAGCUUCCAGUGCAUCUGCAACGCUGGCUUUGAGAUCACCCCUGAUGGCAAGAACUGUGUUGACCACGACGAGUGUGCCACCACCAACAUGUGCCUCAACGGGAUGUGCAUCAACGAGGACGGAAGCUUCAAGUGCAUCUGCAAGCCCGGAUUCGUUCUGGCUCCCAACGGGCGCUACUGUGUUGACAUCGACGAGUGCGAGACCCCCGGGAUCUGCAUGAACGGCUGGUGCAUCAACACCGAGGGCUCCUUCCGCUGCGAGUGCCUGGGCGGGCUGGCCAUCGGCGUGGACGGCCGGGUCUGCGUGGACACCCACAUGCGCAGCACCUGCUACGGGGGCAUCAAAAAGGGCACCUGCGCCCGCCCCUUCCCCGGCGCCGUCACCAAGUCCGAGUGUUGCUGUGCCAACCCGGACCACGGCUUCGGAGAGCCCUGCCAGCCCUGCCCGGCCAAGAACUCGGCGGAAUUCCAGGCUCUCUGCAGCAGCGGCAUCGGGAUAACGGCUGAUGGCAGAGACAUCAACGAGUGUGCCCUGAACCCGGACAUCUGCCCCAACGGGAUGUGUGAGAACCUGCGGGGCAGCUACCGCUGCAUCUGCAACCUGGGCUACGAGUCCGACCCCACGGGCAAGAACUGCGUGGAUGUUGAUGAGUGCACCGUCAACCGUCUGCUGUGCGACAACGGGCUGUGCAGGAACACCCCCGGCAGCUACACCUGCACCUGCCCCAAGGGCUUCGUCUUCAGGACAGAGACGGACACCUGUGAAGACAUCAACGAGUGCACGUCCAACCCGUGUGUGAACGGCGUGUGCCGGAACAACGCCGGCUCCUUCGCCUGCGAGUGCUCCCCUGGCAGCAAACUGGACCCCACUGGCACCAUCUGCGUGGAUUGA